GAGGGGACCUGGUACAUUAACUAACGCUGUUUCUCUGAUCCCCAUUGUAAUAUUGUCUUAAGGUAGUUUGUAAUUCGGAUCAGCUCCAUUUUAAAAGUUACGAUGUGCGGUCCAUUCCUGAUCAUCAAGGUGAGAAAAUACUGGAUGAAAGACCUGCAGUCAUCGAAUCUUUGACUUUUCGGCUGAACGCACCUGUUUUCCAAGAAGCAAAUGGAUAUGGCUGAUAACAAUAAGUUGGAUAAUCAAAGAAUUAAGAACUUCAAGAAGAAAGGGCGAGAUCUCGAGACGGUGAGACGACAACAGAAUGAGAUUGUUGUUGAGCUGAGAAAAAUCAAGAGAGAUGAACACUACUUAAAGCGGAGGAAUGUUCUCGUUGGCAAUGAAGAAUCUGAUCCGGAUGGUGAUGUCAAACUUCAGAGUGUAUCAUUAGAAGAAAUAAUUAGAAAUGCAGCGAGUGAUAACCAGGAAAUUCAGCUCAAUGGUGUGCAAGCUGCCAGAGAGUUGAUCUCCAGUGAAUAUGCGCCUUCAAUCGGUGAUUUAAUCACCUCUGGCAUUUUGCCACUUCUAAUGCAUUGCUCGGAACAGGACCAAAAUCAUCCAUUACAGCUGGAAGCAGUGUGGGCUUUGGCAAAUAUUGCUUAUGGUUCUUCAGAGCACACAGAGGCUCUGAUUAAAUUAAAUGCAGUCCCACUCUUGUUAAACCUGCUGAGCUCCCCACAUCAGGAUGUAUGUGAGCAAGCACUCUUGGCCUUGGGCAAUAUCAUAGCCGAUGGGCCCAAAUAUAGAGAUUAUGUCAUUAGUUUAGGAGUGAUAAAACCUUUACUUGCUUUUGUCAGUUGUUCAGUUCCCCUUGGUCUGCUUCACACAAUCACAUGGGUCAUUGUCAAUCUCUGCCGUCAGAAGGAUCCUCCGCUGCCAAAGGAAAUCGUUCAAGAGAUUCUUCCAGCUCUGUGUGUCCUUAUUCAGCACAAUGAUGUUCACACGUUAAUAGACUCCGUCUUGGCUUUGUCCUACAUAACCGAUGCUGAAGAUGACCAGAUUCAGAUUGUUAUAGAUUCAGGAAUUGUUCCUCAUUUGGUGCCUCUUUUUGGCCACCAGGAAGUUAAUAUUCAGACUGCAACAUUGCGAGCUGUAGGAAAUAUAGUAACGGGUACUGAUGAACAAGCACAAGUAGUCUUGAACUGCGGAGCCCUUACUUAUUUCUCAGCAUUGUUAACUAAUUCCAAUGCAAGACUUAGUAAAGAUGCUGUAUGGUUUCUUUCCAAUGUCACUGCUGGCAACCAGCAGCAAGAACAGGCAGUGAUCAGUGCCAACCUCAUUCCUCUGGUUAUUAACCUAAUGGAAAAUGGUGACUUCGCAACUCAGAAGGAAACUGCUUGGGUCAUAGCCAAUCUAGCUAAUAGUGGCAGAAAAGAACAGAUUGAUUAUCUCAUUGAACAAAAUGCAAUCAUUCCAUUUUGCAAGCUCCUUACGCUGAUGGAUCCUCAGAUAGUUAUAGUAGUGCUGGAUGGGUUAAGCAAUAUCAUAAGUACAGCAAAUGAUAAAACUGAACUGAUUGCAAAUCAAAUUGAAGAAUGUGGAGGUUUGCAACUAAUUGAGCAGUUACAACUGCAUGAAAAUGAGGAAAUAUAUAAACUGGCAUAUGAUAUCCUUGAUCAGUUGACAGCUGAGGACGAGGAUAGCUCUUAUCUGGUAACAACAAAAAUGGAAGAUUCCAAACUUCAUUUUAAUUCAGGCGAUCCAGAGAGAGGGUUUCAGAUCUAAGGAGGCAUCCUCUCUCUGGAGCUAUUGAGGAUUUCAUCAAACUUAUUUGGAUCUAGUGAUGCUGUUAAUUGCAGUUGGUUCCACAGUUUAUGUUUGGCUUUCCUGAAAAUCCUAAGUGGAACAAAACUCUUCCAUUCGUAUCGUGGUUGUUGUUCACUUAUCAGGAAAGGAAGCUACUGAUCAGAGUUGUCCUAUGGAUGCAGUUUAAUACAAAUGUACACAGACAUGGUUUCCUUCUGCAACUCGUUUAAUAAAGUUCAGUAAAGAAAAAUGUAAGUUUAUCUUCCUUGGGUUG
Molecule: messenger RNA, 2059 nt
Organism: Leucoraja erinaceus (little skate)
Lineage: Eukaryota; Metazoa; Chordata; Chondrichthyes; Rajiformes; Rajidae
Product: importin subunit alpha-3-like
Exons: 1
Coding region: 211-1764 (517 amino acids)
Biological process (GO): NLS-bearing protein import into nucleus
Cellular component (GO): cytoplasm; nucleoplasm; nucleus
Molecular function (GO): protein binding; nuclear import signal receptor activity
Source: RefSeq, a predicted model, not a curated record